This is a messenger RNA of Paramecium tetraurelia, 1704 nucleotides long. RefSeq lists its product as uncharacterized. Gene Ontology annotation, molecular function: GTPase activity; GTP binding. NCBI's taxonomy places the organism in Eukaryota, Ciliophora, Oligohymenophorea, Peniculida, Parameciidae. Gene Ontology annotation, biological process: mitochondrion organization; regulation of mitochondrion organization; small GTPase-mediated signal transduction. The transcript has 7 exons. The record is from RefSeq and is a predicted model, not a curated record. Gene Ontology annotation, cellular component: mitochondrial outer membrane.
AUGAAAAAGAGAGAUCUCAAACUAGUUUUAAUUGGAGAUAGUGGUGUCGGGAAAUCAUCAUUUGUUUCAGCAUUAAUAAAUUAAAUACAAAACAAAGCAUCUGUUUUAGAUAAACAUCCACCAAUCAAUUUACCUCCUGAUAUGCUCAACCACCCUGAAUGUAUAACUACUCUAAUCGAUACAAAAUGUGCUCCUCAUUAAUUACCCCAGGAGAUUUAGAUAGCUGAUGUGAUUCUCCUAAUGUAUGCAAUUGAUGAUGACGGAUCGAGUGAAAGAUUGAAAAGAUUUUGGUUGAAAGAAUUAAGAGACAAAGAAUACAAAUAGCCUGUAAUAAUAGUAGGAAACAAACUUGAUUUAUUGGGUUUGGAAGAGGAUCGAGAUUAUCAUAGGAUCUUCAAGGUAAUCAAACAAUUAGUGAAGGAUUUCAACUCAGUUGAAAUGGGAAUCGAGUGUUCAUCCAUAAAACAAUAAGGCAUCUAUGAUGUGAUAAAUUGUGCUUAAAGAUCAUUCCUCUAUCCAUUAGCUCCUAUUUACAGCAUAGCAGACAAGGCAUUAACAGAAGGAUUUAAAAAGGCAUUGACUAGGAUAUUUAGGAUUUGCGAUAGGGAUGGAGAUGGAGUAUGGAGUGAUACAGAACUGGAAAAAUUCUAAAAGAAAGUGUUUAAGAGAUAAUUAGAUUAUAGUGACAUUGCUGGGAUAAAAGACAUGAUAGAAGAGGAAUUGCAUGAUAACUCAAACAAAACAGUCAUUACUUUAGAAGGAUUUAUAGCAUUGCAAAAAAGAGGGAUAGAAUUAAUGAAGAUUCAAAUCUGUUGGACUAUACUACGCUUUUUUAGGUACAAAGAUGAUUUGACUUUGGAUGAGAAUAUUUUCACAAAUGAAUUAAUAUUUGAUUACGAUGCAGGUCAAACUGUUGAAUUGAGUGAGAUUGCCUUAUCUAAAUUGAAAUAGAUAUUUGAAAUCAGAUGCAAUUCCAGGUUUUAAUAAGGAAAUACUCUAACUCAGUAACAAUUUGAUGAUAUAUUUUACCCAGUGAUGUGUAAAACUAAUUUUCCUCAUCUUUGUCAAUAUUAUCCUUAGGAAUAAAAUGUUAUCACUUUAGCUCAAUGGUUGGCAAUGUGGAAUGCCUUUUCCUUCUUUAAUUACAAAGAAGCCUACAAGUUGUUGUGUUAUAUUGGAAUUGAAAUGAAAUUAUCAGACACCUUUAAGGAAUAAAAUAGGAAGGAUUCUUGGGUUUCCGUUUAAAAGAAUAUUGAUAGAAAGGUGUUCCAUAUUGCCAUUGUCACCAGAAAGAAGGGUUAAUUUGAGUAAUGGUUUUGUAAUCAGCCCCUCAUUAUCACAUCUAUUCAAAGUAAAACAUACGCUAUUAGUUUGUAUGAUGAAUUGGAGGCUGAAUAAUAAAUUGAAAAAAGACAACUAAGCAUUAUAGACUUUUUACUUAUAGAAAAAAAUUGUCACUUUUAAACUGCCCAACUUAUUCCUAAUUUGCUCUAUGAUGAUUAAUAGAAUUUCUGGACCUAAAUUGUUAAGGUUACAGAGAUCUUACAUAAAAAUCCAUUUGGUUAUUCUAACUCUCAAAUGUAAUAAUUGAAAAAACAAAAUAGCCUGUCUAUUGUUGAAUUAGCUAGCGUAAUAACACUCCUGACAUUUAUAUUGACAGGAGGAUACUUUUUAGGUAAAAAGGUAUUGUAAAAGAAUAAAUGA